Molecule: messenger RNA, 2929 nt
Organism: Pollicipes pollicipes
Lineage: Eukaryota; Metazoa; Arthropoda; Thecostraca; Pollicipedomorpha; Pollicipedidae
Product: squamous cell carcinoma antigen recognized by T-cells 3
Exons: 17
Coding region: 72-2828 (918 amino acids)
Biological process (GO): RNA processing
Molecular function (GO): protein binding; RNA binding
Source: RefSeq, a predicted model, not a curated record
CAACGUUUACCGACCGCCCGGUAUUAUUGUUUUGCGUUUUCCAUGCAUUGCGCGAUUUCACAAGGCAUUGAAUGACCAUGGAGUCAAAAGAUGAAGCAAUGUCCCAAGACAGCUCAGACAGUGAUGACUCAAUGCAAGAUGAUGCACAAGAGGAAGAGAUUUCGAAACUCAUGCAAGAGCUGGAGGCGUCGCCGUACAAUUAUGACUCGCACGUGCGUCUGCUCCACCUGCUGGGUACGGCCAACAGUCGUGAGAUGCUGCGAGAGGCCCGGGAAACCAUGAACAAAUACUUCCCGCUCUCCCCCGAUCUGUGGCUGAGCUGGAUCAAAGACGAGGAGAAGUCGAUGGAGACGGACGAGGAUCGCGAGCGGCUGCUGGCGCUCUGCGACCGAGCAGUUCGCGAGUACUCCAGUGUGGACCUGUGGCUGGAGUACUGUCAGCUGGCGAUCGGCGGUCUGGCCGCCGAGGACGGGCCGGUCCGCGUGCGCGCCUUGUUCGAGCGCGCGCUCAUCGCGGUCGGCCUGCACGUCACCAAGGGCACCCUCAUCUGGGAGGCGUACAGAGAGUUCGAGAAUGCCAUGUGCAGCGGCGUGCCGCCUGGCGAGGAGAGCGCGGCGGCGGCGGCGCGCGACCGGGUGACGGCGCUGUUCCGGCGCCAGCUGCGCGUGCCGCUACAGGGGCUCGAGCUCACCUGGGCCGAGUACGAGGCAUGGCUAGCCGCCGCUCCCACCGCCGCCCAGCCGGACGCCAACGACCGGCGCGAGUACGACAAGGCCUGCAAGCGGCUGGAGACGCUGCUGCCGUUCGAGGAGGCGCUGACGAGCGACGAGACUGGCGGCUCGGUGGCCGCCUACCAGCAGUACCUGAGCCACGAGCUGGCGCACGGCACACCGGCGCGCGUGCAGCACGUGCUGGAGCGCGCCGUGCUCGACAACUGCCUGGAGCUGGAGCUGUGGCAGGCGUACACGCGCUACCUGGACUUCGAGCUGCGGCCGGCCAGCGAGGUGACGCUGGCCGUCCACGAGCGGGCCGUGCGCCACCUGGCCUGGUCGGCCGAGCUCUGGGAGCACUACAUCCGUGCUGUCGAGCGGGCCGGCGCGCCCCUCCAGCGAGCAGAGGAGCUGGUGACGAGGGCGCUGUCCAGCGGGCUGCAGACGCCGGCCGACUACCAGCUGGUGUGGCUGACCUGGCUGGACCUGUACCGCCGCCGGCUCAGCCAGGACGGCACCAAGGGCGCCGAUCUCAUGGAGAAGAUGCGGGUCCAGUUCAACAAGGCGUGCGAGCACCUUGCGCAGACGUUCGGUCUGGAGGGCGACCCCGAGUGCACGCUGCUGCAGUACUGGGCCAGCCUGGAGGCGGCCAACGGCCUGCUGAGCGAGGCCGUCGCCCUCUGGAACGACAUCAUGAGCCAGGGACACGACAAGUCGGCCAGGAUGUGGCUCCAGUACCUGCGGCUCGUCCAGCGGUUCGGGACGCCGGAGCAGCUGCGCAAGCUGCUGGUGCGCGCGCUGGACCGCACCGUGGACUGGCCAGAGAGCGUGUACGAGCUGUGGGCGGCGUUCGAGCGCGAGCGGGGUACCCUGCAGACCUGGGACGAGAUGACCUACCGUUACCGUGUCCGUAUGAAUCGUAUCAAAGCCCUCCGAGCAAAGGAGGCGGAAAAAGAGAAGAUGGAGCUGGACAAAGCGGAAGCAAAGGUUGAAAAGAAGAAACAAAAGGAUAAAGAGUGGAGGAAAAAUAAACGGCAAGAAUUGAAAACCGCUAAAAGUGCUGCGAAGGAGCUUCCCGCGAAAACAGAAAACACCAGUCCACAAAAGAGGAAGCUGGAGGCGGAUGAUGAUGAGAUGCGGCCGGCGCCUGCCAAGAGGACCGACGCCAAUGGCGACCGGCCGGCCCCGCCGCCCGGCUUCAAGCCGCCUCCGCCGCCCGGCUUCAAGCCCCCUCCGCCGCCCGGCUUCAAACCGCCCCCGCCGCCCGGGUUUAAACCACCCCCACCGCCUGGCUUUAAACCGCCGCCGCCGCCGAGCGAGACGCGGGAGGACGAGCGGCGGGACCGACCGCCAAAAGGUGACGAGGGCGGCGGCACGGGCGACGUGGAGCGAGACUCGCGCACCGUGUUCCUCAGCAACCUGGACUUCGCCACGGACGAGGCGCGCCUGCGCAGUCACCUGGCCGACGUGGGAGACAUCACCGAUGUGCGCCUGGUCAAAGACUACAAGGGCCGCUCCAAGGGGUUCGCUUACCUCGAGUUCUCGACCAUUGCGGCGGCCGAGGUGGCGUUACAGCGCGACCGAGCUCCCAUCGACGGCCGGCCCUGCUUCGUGUCGCGGCUGCGGCGCGGCGCGCAGCAGCAGCCCCAGCAGGGCUUCAAAUACAACACCGGCCUGGAGCGUAACAAGCUGUUCGUUCGAGGCCUGCCGUUCAGCGCCACCGCAGACGACCUGCGGCAAAAGUUCUCCACAUUCGGCGAGCUGAAGGACGUGCGGCUGGUCACCUUCAGAAACGGCCACUCUAAGGGGCUGGCCUACAUCGAGUUCAACGAGGAGGCGGCCGCGGCCGAGGCGCUGCUCAAGACCGACAGCACCGUCAUGGACGGCAAGACCAUCAGCGUGGCCAUCAGCGAUCCUCCCAAGGCCAAGGGCCGGCCGACAGAGCAGCGCUCGCUGGGACCGGGCGGCCGCGGCGGCGCCAGUCGCGGACGGCUUCAGGUCGCCUUCGUGCCCCGAGCACUGCAGAAAAAGGAGGCGCCGGCCGAGUCGGCCGCGCCCCAGGCGCCGACGCCCAAGAGCAAUGCCGACUUCCGCGGUCUGCUCUUGUCCAAGAAGUAGGCGGUGGUCUGCCGUGACGGGGAGCUGUCUCACAAGUCUUUGCUCCCAUUUGCAUCGUAGCUGACAGUUGAUGUGCAGCCAAUACAGAGCGAUCGUUUGUA